Messenger RNA from Sclerotinia borealis F-4128, 1440 nucleotides. The record is from the annotation of a GenBank genome assembly. Lineage: Eukaryota; Fungi; Ascomycota; Leotiomycetes; Helotiales; Sclerotiniaceae.
AUGGAAACUCCAGCCAUGCAAGCUCCACCCAUUCCAUAUGCAACCAGGCCAGUUUCCGCGAUGCCACUUUCGCUCAUGUCCCUUCCAUCUCUCAAGGAGUACAUGGUAAACAAGUUGGUUGACGAAGGAACCCAUGUUAGUACCAUGGAGGACGCCUUGCGAGAUUACGACAGCCAUCGUCGCAAGAUGGAAGAAGUGUGUUCCGGUGCUAGCGAAAGCACCAUUACCUUCAUGGCAGACAAGUUGUUCUGGCGUGCUCAUUGGCCACUCGAAGAAUAUCCUGGAGAAAGUUGUUUCUUGACUCCACACGAUCAGGAUGUCAUUCAUAAGGCAUGUGCCAAGAUUCGUAUUGAGACGGCUCAUGCUAGGCAUGCAGAGAGAUAUCGUGAGCAAGUCCAGAGAUGUCGGGAUAUGUAUUCUCAGGAGGCUCGGGUCUGGAGCAAGAAUCUUGGGGAUAAGCUUGCAAAAAUGACACAGAAGGAAGAGCAGAUCGAGGGACACAAUGCAGAGGAGAACGAAGAGAAACUGGGGUUGCAGGCGUUGUCACAACUUAAGAUCGGAAGUACAGCAGAGGAUAUGUCAAAACCAGCACCGAAAGGAUGGUUUACAGAGCUGAUCAAUGCUUCUGGCACCGAUUCUGUGAGGCCAACAGAAGAAUUUCCAGGAAAGAAAGCCUGGAUUAUACGAGAUAAAAAGAAGGAUAAAGAUGAAGUCAUUGUAGCGCAGAUAAAGAUACAAGCGAAGCAAAAAGACACUCGAAAUCGACAGAACAAAAUAACAAUAUCGCCAUUGCCACAACCUAUGACCAAUGCAAGCGAACCACCCGAGAUCACCAAACCCCAAGGGCGGUCACAACCAAGGCAGAAUACUGAGAAUAGAGACUGGCCGAAAGCUAAAAGUGACGCAAAAACAGCCAUAGAUUGGGGAAUUAUCCCAAUACAACGAAGAAAAGAGCGUCGGAGACAACUAAAACGAAGUCCCUCGAGCAAGAAGUCGGCGGCAAAAGAAUCAGCACGAGUCUUGGCCAAACACCUCUUAGAAGCCUCCACAUCAAGAGAACAACCACAGACACUUGAGAAUGAACUAGAUAGAGCUCGACCGGUUCUCCCAACCACGCAAUUGCAGAGAGCUUCAUUAACAUCAGAUAUGGUUGCGAUGAAUACACACGAAGAAGACUCAGAUCCACGCGGAGAAUCAGAGCACUCGUCUAAAAAAGCCAUAGUACACUUUGCACCCGCUCCUUCAGGCCAACUUCAAACAUUGGAUGAGAUGAUCGAAGAAGAAGGAGAGAUUGCCAGGCAAUUAAACAAUGUGCAUGAUCCCUUUUUAGAUCUCGAGGAGAACAGAAGUAUACGCCAGAACGGAGAUGAAUUGGGGGAGGUUGGAGGUUCCAUCAAACGAGCACCAAACGAACGCAAACGCUUUUGCGUGGUACUAUAA